Molecule: messenger RNA, 987 nt
Organism: Paralichthys olivaceus (Japanese flounder)
Lineage: Eukaryota; Metazoa; Chordata; Actinopteri; Pleuronectiformes; Paralichthyidae
Gene: tm4sf21a
Product: transmembrane 4 L six family member 21a
Cellular component (GO): membrane
Source: RefSeq, a predicted model, not a curated record
UCUGCUUCCUAUCCUAACACAUAUUCCUCAUCUGGUCACUUUCAAGCAGGAGUUUCCCCAAGGAUUUGAUCUAAAACUUACUGAGCGAGUUUUUUCUUAUUUUCCCUACGCAAGUUUUUCUGUCAGACAACAUGUGCACUGGGAAAUGUUCCCGUUGCAUUGCGGUUACUCUGUACCCGUUGGCUGUCAUAUCCAUAAUCUGUAACAUUGUGUUAUUCUUUCCUGGUGGGGACGUCAAGUAUGCCCAAGAUGGACAUAUCACCGAGGAGGUGAAGUACAUGGGGGGACUCGUUGGAGGGGGUUUGAUGGUGUUGCUGCCAGCUCUUUACAUCCACCUGACUGGGACACAGGGCUGCUGUGGGAAUCGCUGUGGGAUGUUCUUAUCUAUUGCGUUCGCUGCAGUUGGUGUGGCCGGCGCCCUGUACAGUUUCAUUGUGGCAGUGCUCGGCCUGCAGAACGGGCCCCUCUGCAAAGUACUGCUGCUCUGGUUGACACCGUUUAAAAACAGUGACCCGAGUUACCUGACUGAUUCCACGUGGUGGGAUAGUUGCACAGAGCCCAAGAACAUUGUGCAGUUCAACAUUGGAUUGUUCAGCACUCUGCUGGCCACCAGCGCUCUGCAGCUCAUUCUCUGUGCCAUCCAGAUGAUCAAUGGGCUCUUUGGCUGCCUGUGUGGAACCUGCACCAACAAAGGACCACUGUGAGUUCCUGACAGUCAAAUGGCGCCACCUGCUGGAUGGUUGAGGAUGGUCCUCCCUGGCUGCAUCUGCUUAUAUAAAUACUCACGUAGAAAUUGUAGUUAUUUCUAUUUGACAAAGGCUUUUUGUAUUUUGGUGUAUUUUUCAUGAUUAUUCAUUCACUUUUAACUUAACCAAUACACAAAAUCAGAAAUGUAUCAAUGUAUUCUGGUAUUUUGUAAAAAUGUAAUUUGUUACAACUAAUCCAUUCUGAAUGUGGACAAUUUUUAAUAAAUUGGUUUAAAAAAAA